GGGACCUCGACCUUGAAUCCAUCAUUUCCGUUCGAUAAUAUACGUGUCCUCUUCUCUAUCAACCAGUCCUUCAACUCUUCUUCCUCUUGAUGUGUUGAGUCUGCUGGAACAAUUGAGGAAGGAUAAUAAAAAUGUGAUCAAUGUGGAAUUGAAGAGGGGGAAAUCGACAGUUCUCCCACUCCUUAACAGCAAUACGAUGGCUUUGCGCUAUUUUACAACCGGCAAUAGAAUUUUUGUAUCAGUUCAACUGUCGACAUCGAGACGAUCACGUCAUUUGGCUAAUUUUAUUAAUUACUGGCGUAAUUACAGCACCAAAAAUAAUUCAACAAUGAAUAAAAUGGAGCACGUCAAGUUCGCGUGGAAGAAUGCUGAUGUUGUGACAUUUGACGUUGACUCGACUGUCAUUCAGGAAGAGGGCAUUGAUGAACUCGCUAAUUUUUGUGGAAAGGGCAAAGAAGUCAGUGAAUUAACUAAAAGAGCAAUGCAAGGAAAUGUGACGUUUCAACAAUCAUUAACCGUGAGAUUAAACAUAAUUAAACCGAGUCUGGAGCAGAUCAAGGAGUUCAUCAAGAUCUACCCACCUACACUGACACCAGGAAUCAAAGAGCUCAUAGAUGCGCUUCAUGCAAGAAAUAAAGAAGUUUACCUAGUUUCCGGUGGCUUUCGCUGCCUUAUAUCACCGGUUGCCAGACGAUUAAAUAUAUCCCAGGAUCACAUAUACGCAAAUAGACUUAAAUUCUAUUUUAAUGGUGAUUACGCAGGAUUUGAUGAGAACGAACCAACAUCGCGGAGUGGUGGAAAAGCUCAGGUAAUCAAACGAUUACAAGAGAAACAUGGAUUCAAUACAAUCGUUCACGUUGGUGAUGGAGCCACAGAUAUGGAGGCAUCUCCACCAGCCACAGCUUUUAUCGGAUUCGGUGGUAACGUUGUCAGAGAAAGUGUGAAGAAUAAUUCUCUGUGGUUCAUCGAGGACUUCCAGGAGUUGAUAGACGCUUUGGAUUAACCCAUACUUCUUCGAGAUCCAUCAGAAUCUCGAGAAGUCUCUCAUUUAAGUAUUAAAAACAAAUUGAAUUUGUACUCAAAAACUACAAGAUAUUAGUUUUAUCAACGUUUAGAGAUUUGUUUAUCGAUCACGAUGACGAUAUUAUUAGGAAUGUAACAAGUCUUGCGGUCUGGGUAUUUGAGUUAUGUCCCGAAUGCAUUCGAUCAUGUGUGAGGAGAAUAUUUUUUCAAUAAGAUUUAAUCAAAAUUUCAAGAUGAUUAUAAUCGACCGUUCGGAAGCAUAUUAUGAAUUUAUUAACAAAAAUAUUUAUACAUCAUGUAAUGAAAUAGGAAUUCCCCACUUGUUUAUCAUGCACUAGAUUGCAAAGCUCAUUAUAGCCUAAAUAAUUAAUCUUAUCACUUGCGAAGACCAAGAGGUGACGCAACAUAUCAAAAAUUAUUAUUGAAUAUUUCAAUUAUAUAUCUACGACAAUAAACAAUAUAUAUUUUUAUAAUGGAUCAAUUUAGGUAGAAAAUGAAUAGGAAAACUCGGUUAUUUCCUUUCGGCGAAUUAUUUUCUUUACUUAAAAAGAUUUUCAACACAAUUUUAUGAUACACAAAUGUUGCUUAAUUAAUCUUAAUAUUCCACAAUUAUAAGUUCGUGAAGCAAAACGAUUUGAAACCAAUUUAUACUGUACAUAUAGAUAUUAGAUCAUCGUAUAAUAAAUUUACAGAAAGUUGUUUAUUUCGAUUUUUCAUUGAAUUGAAUGCCAAUCCAUUGUCAAGAGAAUCUAAAUGUGUAAAUGAACGUCUGUAAUUUUUUCAAAAGCGAGAACACCCUUCUUUCCAACUGAAUUAUACAGGACUUUAUUUUUAUAUUUGUCAAAUAAAAUAAACGCUCAAUAAAACCAUACACCAUUAGCAA
Fopius arisanus is the source of this 1906-nucleotide messenger RNA. It is a transcript of the gene aay, whose product is annotated as phosphoserine phosphatase. Gene Ontology annotation, molecular function: L-phosphoserine phosphatase activity; magnesium ion binding. The coding region runs from base 197 to 1003 and encodes 268 amino acids. The record is from RefSeq and is a predicted model, not a curated record. NCBI's taxonomy places the organism in Eukaryota, Metazoa, Arthropoda, Insecta, Hymenoptera, Braconidae. The transcript has 6 exons. Gene Ontology annotation, cellular component: cytoplasm. Gene Ontology annotation, biological process: L-serine biosynthetic process; dephosphorylation.